CUGUAGGCUGCGUUAACCUGUGGCGCGCUCCGCGGUUCUGGAGAGCGAAGUUUUAGUCGCUGUGGAGGUAGCAGUCCGGAAACGGCGAGGCAGGCCGAGAUGUCGUUUGUCAGAGUGAAUCGUUACAGUCCCCGGGGAGGUGGAAGAAAAGUACUAAAGGUAAAGAAGAAGAAACCUUCAGUGAAGCAAGAAUGGGAUAAUACUGUGAAUGAUCUAACAGUUCAUCGGGCAACUCCUGAAGAUCUGCAACGUCGUCAUGAAAUACACAAAUCAAAGAAUAGAGCAUUAGUACACUGGGAACUCCAAGAAAAAGCUCUGAAGAGAAAAUGGAGGAAGCAGAAAACAGAAAGUGCGAAUCUUGAGAAAAGAAAAUUAUCUAUCAUGAAGGAGAUUCUUUCUGAUCAAUACCAGAUGCAGGAUGUAUUGGAGAAAUCUGAUAAUUUGAUGGCUGCAGCAAAAGAUCUGUUUGCUCCUCGUAGGCGCACAGGGUUUCCUAACAUAACAAUGGCUCCUGAUUCCUCUCAGGGUCCAAUUGUGGUAAAUCAAGACCCUAUCACCCAGUCCAUCCUUGAUGAAUCUGUCAUAGAGCCUCAGGCUCUUAAUGAAGUUGAUGAUGAAGAAGGAACUGUUAUUAGCCAAUCAGAAGAAAGUGAGAAUGAGUUUGAUAAUUCCUUAAACUCUCAGUCUAACACAAAUACAGAAAGGUUUCUCCAUCAACUAAAGGAAGAAAAUUCUGAGUUAAUUAAUAAACUCUGGACUGAUAUUCAGCAGAAAUUGGCAGCACAAUCACAAACAGUAACCCCUCCAGGAACUCCAUCAUCUGCUCUGUCAUCAGGGGAAAAAAGAGCUGCUCUGAAUGCUACCAAUGCUGUCAAGAGAAUCCAGAGCAAGCUUCAGUCUGAAGAAUCUUCUGAGACUGUAGGCUACACUGUGGAACAAGUGCUGAAUUCAAGGAAGCAAAAACAGCCGUUAAAUAAAGUGAAAAGAAAACCAGAUUCGCAUGCUCCUUCCAAGCAGAAGAAGAGCACAUUAUCAGUUAGCACAACAUCUGCAGACUUACCCAGUAGCAGUAAUUCCAGCCUGGAUAUUCUGAAACACAUGAUACAUGAGGUGGAACAUGAAAUGGAGGAAUACGAGCGGUGGACAGGACGCGAGGUCAAAGGACUGCAGGGUGGUCAUGGUCUCACAGGCUUCACUUUGUCUCUAGUGAGCUCUCUCUGUCGCCUGGUUCGAUACCUUAAAGAGAGUGAGCUUCAACUUCGUAAAGAAGUAGAGACAAGGCAGCAACUAGAAAAAGCAUUAGGUGAUCAUCGAGAGCUUAUUGAUGCUCUAACAUCUGAAAUUCUCCUUCUUAGAGAAGAAAAUACUACCACACAGGCAAGACUUCAGCAGUACAUGGUCACAACAGAUGAGCAACUUGUAUCACUUACACAUGCCAUUAAGAGCUGUCCUGUGAUAAACAGCAGCAGACAAGAAAGUCAGGUGUCAGAAGGGAGAGCCACGAGUAGAACUAUGGACAGUCCAGGGGGUCCAGUUACAAACACUAAUGUCUCUGUGCCAUUGACGUUCCGCGGGGAAGAAGUGGUAGAAUUCCCACAAGAAGAGUUGCCUGUGAAGCUGUCUCAGGGGCCAAGCCUCCCAGAUAGUGGAAAUCUGGGCAACAAUUUCCCAGCACAUAUUUUUGAGCCAGCUGUGUUAUUAACACCGCCACGCCAGAAAAGCAAUUCAGAAUUCUCUCCUCUGCAGGAUGUGUUGAGGAGGACUGUUCAAACUCGUCCUGCUCCACGAAUUCCCCCAACCGUGGAAAUAGUCGAGAAAGGACAAAAUUGGGAAAAGAAGACCUUACCUGUUGAUACAGACAUUCAGAAUUCAAGUGAAGAGAGUCGUCUCUUCACUCAGAGGUGGAGAGUCUCUCACAUGGGAGAAGAUUUGGAGAAUAAAACUCAAGUUCCUUUCGUUAACCUCUCACAGCACCUCUGCAGUUCCCAUUCCAACUCUGAGCAAUUGAGAAACCCCACGUUCUCUGAAGAGUCCCCAGUACUAGGAGAUGGGCAACAGCUUAGAACAAAUGAGACAUUAAUACAAAGAAAAGACAUAGCAGCACGAAUUGCUGAGUUGACACUGCAGAAUUCAGCUAUCAAGGCACAUCUGAAUAAUAUCACUGGACCAGGGGGAGAGCAAGGGGAUGGACUCCGGACAUUGAACAAGCAGGAAAGUGCCAGCGACAUGACUGCUUCUUUUCCAGUAGCACAGUCUCUGAUACCAGGUAGCAUGGAAGAACGAAUUGCUGAAUUGAAUCGACAGAGUAUGGAAGCCCGUGGAAAACUACUGCAGUUGAUAGAGCAGCAGAAGCUUGUUGGUUUGACUCUUUCCUCUCCAACAGUGUCACCUGUUCAGUCACCUCUCAGAGCAUGGACUGAAGGAGCAAAGAGGACCAUUGAGAUAUCUAUUCCAGGAGCAGAUGGCCCAGAAAGCUCAAAAUGCAGUACUGUCUCGCCUGUCACUGGGACAAACACAAGGAGAUCUUCAGGAGCUACUAGUAAUGCUUGUUCUCCAUUAAAUGCCACUUCGGGAAGUGGGCGAUUCACACCUCUUAAUCCAAGAUCAAAGAUUGAGAAACAAAAUGAAGAAGGCUGGUUUGCUCUUUCUACACACGUGUCAUAAGUGAAGUGGAGUUUUACCAAAUAUGUUGUAAUUUGUUCUUGACUUCUACUCCCCUCUCCCUGUUCCUGCUUUAUAAAGCUUUUACAUUCUUUUAGAUAAAACCUACCAAAAACCUGUGAAUUAGUGCUGAUGAAGCAGACCCCAAAAAAGCAAUUAUUUUAAUUUUUUUACCGUUAGUAAGCAAACAACCUAUAUUUCCUUGUGAAUAAAAGUUUUUACUAUAGGAAAAUGAAAGUUUUAAUAUGCUAAUAAUUUCUUAAGUAUUUUAAGUGUUUUGAGUAAUGCAUCUUUAUGUUUAUUUAGGUUUUUUUUUUUUUUUUUACUAAUGUAUCUUAAAUGUUGAUCUGUUUCAUUUCCCUUGCCUCUGAAGAACUAAGUUGCUUUUGCAUACAACUUAAAAUAAAAUGCUCAUGUGUGAUUGGAGUCAGGCAUGCAGAAAAAUGUCACAUCCUCUUGUGGUUUCUUCUUUGUUGGGGAGUCACUGCUGUCCAUCAUUUUUUCCUUCAAGUAGAAUGUACAGCUUUAAGAAAUAGGCAUGGGGAUAUUUGUUUAAACAGCUAAGAGAGGUUGUGUAAGUUUUGAGAUUUUUAGGUGGUCUUAGUUUUUAAAUGUGAAAAUGUCAUUGCUAAUGGUAAUGUAUGUCAAACAAAUAAUGAUCAUAGAGCUCAAAUAUCUAAAUGCAGUAACAUCAAUUUAAGAGUGUAGUGUUUGAAGCAUAAUUAAUACAGAAACUUGGUAUCAGUUUCCUCAGGCUUUAAGAAGAUUGAUUUAGAGUAGGGUUUCCUUCAAGGUACCUGUUUAGUUCUCAAGCAUUUGUUUCUGUUGUCAGCUUUUUGAAUCACAGUAUGUUGGCUGUAUGAUGGGAUUUUUCAGUGUGGUUGAGAUCAGAGUGGAGUAGCAUAACACCCUAAGACUACCUGGAGAACUUUUUCAGACAACACCUUCCUUGCCCUUGCCAUGUAAAUCACUGUUCUAGUGAGUGUCCCAUACUUGCAUUUAGGCCUCUUUAUUAUUUUGGUGGCAAAAAUAAAAUUAUUUUCUUGUUG
Messenger RNA from Lepus europaeus (European hare), 3710 nucleotides. RefSeq names its product spindle and centriole associated protein 1 (gene SPICE1). Gene Ontology annotation, biological process: regulation of centriole replication; metaphase chromosome alignment; mitotic spindle assembly. The transcript has 18 exons. Bases 100 to 2664 code for a protein of 854 amino acids. Gene Ontology annotation, cellular component: centrosome; spindle; centriole. The record is from RefSeq and is a predicted model, not a curated record. Lineage: Eukaryota; Metazoa; Chordata; Mammalia; Lagomorpha; Leporidae.